This is a messenger RNA of Endocarpon pusillum Z07020, 2898 nucleotides long. RefSeq lists its product as uncharacterized. The coding region runs from base 1 to 2898 and encodes 965 amino acids. Lineage: Eukaryota; Fungi; Ascomycota; Eurotiomycetes; Verrucariales; Verrucariaceae. The transcript has a single exon. The record is from RefSeq and is a predicted model, not a curated record. Gene Ontology annotation, molecular function: glutamine synthetase activity; hydrolase activity.
AUGUCACGUCCAUCGAGUUCCUUCCCCCCGCUGCACCAAAUCAGGCACCUCGAAAUAGCCAGGUUGGAGGAUCUAAGUCUCCUCAUACAAUCCUUCCCGGUCAUUGACAACCAUGCGCACAACCUCCUCCACGAGGAUCAUGCCUACGGCAGCUCAGACUUCCCUUUCGAAUCCAUCACAUCCGAAGCGCAAGGCACCGCACUCGCUGAACAUGUUCACUCUUCACUUUCCCAUAUUCGUGCAAUGAAGCAAUUGGCACAGCUUUAUGGCUGCUCUGAAUCAAUACAAAACAUUAAGGCUGCGCGAUACGAAUGGGUAAGAAGGGACUAUUUGGGGUUGAUCAAAAGUUGCCUCGAAGGCACAUAUGCAAUAAUGAUGGACGAUGGCCUGAAUAAAGAGGUGGUGUAUCCCUACAAGUGGCAUCGACAACUUGUUCCUCGGGUUUCAAGGAUUGUUCGGGUCGAAGCCAUCGCCGCUGAAGUCCUUGAGCAACUUGUGCUGGUAGCGGGAUUGCUCAAGCCUGGGACCGACGCUGACUGGGACCGGGACACGACGGAAGCAUUCUUCAUUCGCUUCAAUGGAGAGUUCCGGAACCAAAUUCGAGCAUUAUCCAACAAUGCAAACGUCCGUGGGUUCAAAUCUGUCGUCUGUUACAGAAGUGGUUUGAAUGUGAGCUUAGAGAGCAGAAAGGCACUUCGACCUCAACAAUCCUUGACCGAAUCCGGUCUUCUGGCUGCGUUUCAGGAAUUUCUGCAGCAAGCGGUCAGAAACAGCAAUUACAAGAUCGAGAAAAAGGCAUUUAAUGACUAUCUUGUUGUCGCUGUUUGCGAUGUUCUUGAACAGCGUGCUAGAACCGAGGGCGAGACCACACCUUUCCAGUUCCACACGGGUUUGGGGGAUUCAGAUAUAGAUCUCGUCACAGCAAAUCCGGCGUACAUGCAGCCGUUGAUUGAGGCCUUUCCCAAUGUCGACUUUGUUCUCCUCCACUCCGCAUAUCCAUAUACUCGAGAAGCCGGCUACCUUGCAUCGACUUAUCAGAAUGCGUGGCUCGAUAUUGGCGAAGUCUUCCCAAUGCUCAGUAGAGAUGGACAAGAGUCGGUGCUUAAACAGGCUCUAGAACUAACCCCUACUUCGAAGAUUCUUUGGAGCACAGAUGGCCAUUUCUACCCCGAAACAUACUGGUUGGCGAAUAGACAAUUCCGGGAUGUCCUAGAAAAGACCCUCCAUGCUGGUGUGAUAGCAGGUGAUUAUACUGUCCCUCAAGCCAUCAAUAUGGCGGUUGAUAUCAUGUUUUGGAACUCGAAUUCGCUGUACAAGCUUGAUGAAGAGGAGAGGUGCUCACAUCUAAUGAUUGCGUGCGGCAGAGGAUCGCCAGAAGCUAGCAUGAGGACAUUGGUCAAUCGCUCUUCGGAUGCCGAGUCGUUGAACGCUCUGCUGCAUUCCACUGACCCCAUUCCAUCCCGACAAAACUCAGAUCCGCCUCGUCCUGCCCCGGCUGUAAAAAGUCCUGCCCCAAGUACUAAGUCUGAGUGUUCAAACCCACAACCAGACACGAAGCUACCAGAUACGCAGCUGCUUGAUACCUUUAUAGCAGAUAAUCUCUCUGUGAAAUAUGUUUGGCUGCAUCUUCUCGAUUACACCGGCACACAACGUCAACGGAUGGUUCCGGUUGCCCAGUUUCGGAAACAGUUGACCAAUGGCACCUACAUUGGGGUCACUAAAGGCUUAAUGCGACUUCUACAAAACGAGCUCAUGGCUGAUGGUGGGUCAGCGACUGGGCAAUUCUUGGUCAAACCAGAUCUGUCCACUCUUACCCUUAAUAAGGGCCUCGACUCUCCAUCCGCCACUGUGCAUACCUGGUGGCUCGAAGAUGGUUUAGGCACACACUUCGGAGGCUGUCCGAGAUGGGCAUUAAAAAGGCAGGUAGACCUACUGGAAUCGGAAUACAGUAUCUCUAUGCUAAUGGGCUGUGAAAUUGAAAUCGUCUUCUUACGGCCUCAACUCAACAACUUAACAAAUGCCUACACUGACUUUCUUCCCCUCCACACUCUUCAUUCUUGGUCGAAUAUGACCUACCAACAACUUGACAUCCUUCCAAUGAUCGAAGAAAUCGUCGAGACUCUCGCCGAAAUCGAUAUCCACCUCCCACAAUUCCACUCCGAGGCGGCGCCAGGACAAUGGGAAUUUCCCCUUCCAGCCACCAAUCCGCUACAAGCAAUGGAUAUGCUCUACAAAGCUAGAGAUGUCAUCCGCAACGUCGCUUGGAAGCACGGUCUCAAAGCCACACUCUACCCACGACUCUAUGACUACUCAUGCGGAAGCGCGUGCCACACGCAUUUCAGCAUCAGCGGCCCCCACGACAGUGUCCGUAGGUAUUCCGACAGUUUCCUGGCCGGCGUGCUCGAGCACCUUCCUUCAGUCAUGGCCCUGACCCUCCCACUCAAAGAGAGCUACGACAGGGUGAAAGCCGGCAUCUGGGCCGGAGGAGAGUACGUCGCCUGGGGCAGCCAAAAUCGAGAAGUCCCACUCCGGAAAUGCGGGGAUGGGCAUUGGGAGCUCAAGACUGUGGAUGGGAUCGGCAACAUGUAUUUUGGUAUGGCUGCGCUUCUGGCCAGUGGACUGGAUGGUCUGAGGCAGGGAAAGCAAUUAAGGUUAGGAGACUGUACAGAGGAUCCGAGUAAGAUUUCAGAGGCACAAAGGACGCAGCUGGGAAUCAAUAGGAAGUUGCCGAAGGGGUUGAACGAGAGUUUGAGGGAGUUGGAGGGCGAUGAGAUCUUGGUAGAGAGUUUGGGGAGGGAGUUUGUGCAAGAUUAUAUCGCGGUCAAGAGGAAGGAGAUGGAAAUGUUGGAUGCUAUGGGCGAGGAGAAGAGGAGGUUAUGGUUGAUUGAGCGGUAUUGA